Molecule: messenger RNA, 2973 nt
Organism: Mercenaria mercenaria
Lineage: Eukaryota; Metazoa; Mollusca; Bivalvia; Venerida; Veneridae
Exons: 22
Coding region: 238-2919 (893 amino acids)
Source: RefSeq, a predicted model, not a curated record
UUGCACGAUGAAAUAAGCUACCUGUACUGUCCCAAUGCAACAAUUUGCGAUUAAUACUAAAGGUCACUCUUAAUUCCUUUUUAAAUUAGAGAUUUAUCAAUGGAACUAUUUUAAAAUAGUGUAGAGAUAGUGGAACAUAGGCAUAUAACAUAGGAAGUGUAUCCAAAUCUGUCCGCUGUAAAUGACGAGACACGUUUUUCAAGAUAACGUUUGACCUCCAUUGACAGAGAAUUAAAAAUGUUCCUCUUUAGAAAUGUCGAAAAAUUGUUCAUAAUAGUCUGGUUCAUCGUCCUUUUUAUAAAUGUACUUCCGGUAGCGUCGGAAAGCAUUGUCUGUCUUCAAUGUGAUAAUCUGCCUCACCCCUGGGACUGUGACAGGGUCGUGACAUGUAACUCACAUGAGUCGUGUUAUGUUGAACAAGUUGUUACGGUAUCGGGAGUUAUUGUCUAUAAUUCAGGGUGUUCAUCAGAACAGAAAUGCCGAACAGGCGCAAGUUUAUCAGGGAAAAGAAGUUCAGUUUUGUAUACAAAAGAUGUUAAUGAGCAAAUUGGCAGUUUUGGCGAUGUAACAAACAUGCACGAUAAUCCCGUGCACGAAAAUCCAGUCGAUGAAGUAAGCGUGUAUGAGACAGCUGAAGCGGAUCUGACGACCUGUUACAAGUGUUGUAAUAAUUCUAGAUACUGCAACAGAAACCUUUGUGACAACUCUGUGCAACCUCCGCAUACUAAUCAGACAUAUUGUUUGAGUUGCCCGGAUGUUGUUCAGCCGUCUGACUGCGAAUAUUUAGUGUUGUGUAAUCCAGGGGAGCUUUGCUAUACAGAGUUUAUCAACUUGAAUGGGGAAGAUCGAUACAGAAUGGGUUGUGUAUCCAAUACGGCAUGUUCAAAAACACCAGUGUCAAACUCGGGACCUGCUUUGGUCGGUAAGAAGCGUUUUGUCAUGGACACAACUGGAAUGGAUAAAUAUUGUAGCAAGUGCUGUAGUGAUGACGUCGGAAACUGCAAUAGAGAAUUGUGUGAUAAAUCUGGAGUUAUCCCUCCAGGCAUCGAGGUAUCGGAGUUAGUCAAUCCCCCGGAAAGAAAGGACUUCUGCACAGACCUGUUCCCCGAUGCAUGUCCUCUGCUUAUUAUCCAAAACACUGAUUUAUGCAAAGAACCUCGAUACUCGCAUUACGCCUGUAGAGAAUUCUGUGGAACAUGUAUUAACCCAGGCCACGUGACAGCAAGACCGUCUUCCACACAAGCUGGCAGCUCAGGUAUAUCAGUGCCGACGCCAACUAAAGUGACAACACCUCAAGCUCAAUCAACAGAUUGUUUCUACGAUAGCACAAAGUACAUGGGUUCUUUCGCUACCACUGUUACUGGUAAAGCAUGUAAGAAUUGGGUUGACCUAGACCCGAGUCUCCAAGGUUUCCCAGACAUCUCUAUCACUGUUGCCGGGAACAAGUGCCGGGACCUGGACGGUCGUGGUUUCCCAUGGUGUUUUACAUCGAAUAGUUUUGACUGGGAAUUUUGUCCAGUUCCAUAUUGCCAAGAAUGUUUUUAUCCGAGCCAGAGUGUACAGUACGCAGGGUACGUUGCUAUUGAUAAAGAUAACGACACGUGCUCGUCAUGGACAGACUAUGUAGCUCAAACCGGAGAUACUCUCGUCAAAUUUCCGAACGAUUCUGUAGCAGAUGCUAAAAACUAUUGCCGUGACCCGAAAAAGUCCGGUACACCACAGUGUUAUGUCAAUGGUGUGCUGCAAAAUUGUGAUGUACCGCAGUGCACGCAUGACUGUAGGGAUGAUCCGGAGACAAACUGUGCUUUAGUUCAGCAGUAUGUGUGCAAGUACGAAUAUACUAGCGCCACCUUGUGUCCCAAAACAUGUAAUAUGUGCAAAUUUGGACUACUUCCCCCUAAAAGUGUGGAUCCUCCUGCAGACAUUUGCGUUGACAACCCGGAUGCAAACUGCGCCAUACUUCAAUCUAUUAUAUGUGCUGACACUGAUGGCGCGCUAAAACUUUGCCCCAAAACCUGCCAGUUAUGCAGUUUACUGUAUAGUCGUACAACUGUUGGUCCUGCCACCUCUACAGUACAAACAAUAACUUCUCCUAUACAAACAACGCAGACGACAGUUCAAACUACAAUGACGUCACCAAUGAUGACAUCAAGAAUGACGUCACCAAUGACAUCUGCUGCAACAACAUCAACACCGUCAACCACGACACCGCCUUCCACGACUCCAACGACUACGACGCCAACAACCACACCUUCACCUUACUGGUUACCAUGGGGUGCUUGGGAAUGCAAGGAACAGAGCGGAUCCUGCUUUCAGAAGCGCUUAAGGAACUGUUCAACGGGAUUAGAGCAAGAUUGUAAAAACAGUCAAGGUGGAAUAGGGUAUAACGUUGGACUCUGUACGGAAGUUUCAUGUCCCGAAUUUUUCACAACUACCACGACGAUAUCUACGACAACACAAGAUCCCUGUCAGGAUGACCCGACAUCAGUUGGCUGUGGAGACAAGGACAUUUUGACGGAAGUUUGUAAAGAAAAAUCAGCGGCAUGGAGCCUCUGUCGAAGAUCAUGCGGACUGUGUGACACUUGUUGGGACUAUCUUAACUGUUCCACACCAGGAGCACAGAACUUGUUCUGUGGAAGAGAGGAAUAUGCUCUUCAGUACUGCAGACAGACAUGUGGAAAAUGUAGUAACAAGCCAGUUGAUGUACAGUUAAACAAAUGCGGAGAUCCCGUUACUAGUGAACUGGUUUGUGAACUUUUACAGACGGAAAUAUGCAUUUGUAAUGACCCGGAUGUUCGAGCACUCUGUGGAAGAUAUUGCGACAAUAAAUGCACGGACCAUCCAUAUCUUGGUUCUGACUGCAUACCUGCUAGGCGGAAGAGAAGGGACGCAUUUCUCAGUCAAGUUAUGCUUCACUGAAAUUGUGUAAUUAUUGUAAUCUAUUUGGUAAAAGAUAUUUCCAAGCUAUGAUAA